Molecule: messenger RNA, 3165 nt
Organism: Pleuronectes platessa (European plaice)
Lineage: Eukaryota; Metazoa; Chordata; Actinopteri; Pleuronectiformes; Pleuronectidae
Gene: gas2l3
Product: growth arrest-specific 2 like 3
Exons: 9
Coding region: 131-2293 (720 amino acids)
Biological process (GO): actin crosslink formation
Cellular component (GO): actin filament
Molecular function (GO): actin filament binding; cytoskeletal adaptor activity; microtubule binding
Source: RefSeq, a predicted model, not a curated record
AGCCGAUCAGGAGGAGCAGCUCAAGUUUUCCUCGAGGACAAACGGACUCAAACUACCACGACACUUUCUGCCUGAAGACUUUUACACCUCCAACAUUUCCGGAUGAAGAAGUGAAUCAGUCAUCGCAGUCAUGGCUGUCCAGACCGGCAUCCAGGUGUGGUUCGGCGAGAAGUUUGACGCCCCCUUGCUGAGCCCCCGGAGCCCUCGCAGCCCGUUGGCACAGCGGCACGGCCCCGGCCUCACGGACGUCUUCCAGUAUGACCAGUGGCUGGCAGUGCGGCACGAGGCCAACCUGGUGCCCAUGCAGGAGGAUCUGGCCAUCUGGCUCACCGGCAUGCUGGGGGAGGAGGUGCGAGCAGAGUUUUUCAUGGAGGAGCUGAACAACGGCGUGAAGCUGUGCCAGCUAAUCGGCGUGCUGCAGACCAAGAUCGCCCAGAGCUGCCCCUCCGCGCUCGGCAAGCUGUUCCCCACGAGGAAGGUGGCUUGUAAGCGCGACGCCUCCCCGGGUUCCUUCUUCGCCCGCGACAACACGGCCAACUUCCUGGCCUGGUGUCGACACAUCGGAGUGGAGGAGACCUACCUGUUUGAGUCCGAGGGCCUCGUGCUGCACAAGGAGCCUCGGCAGGUGUGUCUCUGUCUGCUGGAGAUCGGCCGCGUCGUCUCCAAGUACGGCGUGGAGCCCCCGGUGCUCGUCAAGCUGGAGAAGGAGAUCGAGCUGGAGGAGACGCUGCUGCGGACGGAGGAGCCGCCGCCGGCCGUCAAGACCUUCAGCGUGUGCUGCCAGCACGGCGGCCUCUACCAGCCCGGGGAGCACGGCAUGGACGACCCGCCCUGCAACUGCUCCAACAGGGUUUCUAUUGAGUACCUGUCUGAGGGACGCUACAGACUGGGGGACAAGACCAUCUUUAUCAGGAUGCUUCAUGGUAAACACGUGAUGGUGCGUGUGGGCGGCGGCUGGGACACGCUGCGUGGUUUCCUGACCAAGUACGACCCUCUGCGGGUGCUGCAGUUCACCACCCUGGAGCAGAAGAUCCUGGCGUUUCAGAAAGGCCCCCCCGGACUGGGAGGCCACCACGGCAACGCAGCUCCCCCUCCUCCCCCUCCUGACAUGGACCCUCUCGCCGCCGUCAACGACCUCAUCUCCUCCUCGUCCUCCUCGUCCUCGUCCUCCGCCUCCGCCUCCUCGUCUUCCUCCUCCUCUGGCUCGGCCUGCAAGCAGACGCCUGCGGGUCAGGUGGGUCGGCUCCACGCCGCCUCUCCGGCCUGCACGCCCACGCUGCCCAGGAGAGGUGCUGCGACGGCGGCCAAGAAGAACCUCCAGAUGACGCCCUCCUCCCCGAGGAAGCCCACCCAGCUGCCCCUGCCCAUCGUCUCCAAAGGCUCCUCCUCUUUGCCCUCCACGCCUGUGGGGAGCUCCUCCAAACUGUCUCCCGGUCUGGGGUGUCCGGGAGCGCAGGUCCACCGCAGAGCUCUGACUCCAACAUCAGCUCCAUCAUCUGUCGCCACUGAUCCAACUCCCACCUCCAAGCUGAAGCUCCGACCGUCGCCACGCGGUACUGCCGCUCAGCCAAGGAGCCCCGUCUGCCCGGAGCCAUCCUCCAAACUCCCCAAACCCUCCAGCCCCUGCGCCUCCCCCACCACCACUGUGCCUCGCCCCGUCACUGCACCAGCACGGGCCCCCACCCCUAAAGAUGGCCGCCCCCCAACGGGCGCCAGCCAGCGCUCUCGCCUUGCACAGCGCCGCCCCGGCUCCCCGGCCUCACGCCACCGACUAGAGGCCGCCAGGCGAGCGCGGAUAGCCACGCGAGCCACAGCUGCAACGAGCUCCAGAGCGGCAACGCCACAGUCCAACACCCCCUCCAGCUCCCGGGCAGCCUCCCCGGCGCUGCCAAAACCCACCAGCUCCCUGCCAAAGGACAAAGAGGCCAAAGCCAAGGGGCCGGCCCCCACCAAGGCUGCCGCGCCUCCACGAGGUACCGCUGCUGUCCCCGGGCGGGUCCCAGGGGGCGCCACCGGCCCCUUUCCCACCAGCAAAGCAAAUCAGAAGACACCAGCCACGGCUCAGACAGCUGGCCGAAAACAAGCCGCCGCCACGACGACUAACCCCACCCACACAAAGUCAACUCUAAAAGCCGAACCUCCUGCAGGACGAGCCGUGGCCCCGCCGAAAUCCAGCCCCAGCGUGAGAGACGCCAAGGCCGAGCCCGGCGUCGGCACCAAGACCCCACAGUGCAGGGCCAAGAGGGACGAGCCUUAUUUUGAAAUGAACAACAGGAGGUGGCAGAGGACGUAAGACGGCGUCCUGGAAAAGACUUUGCCAAAACCACAAGGCUGCUGACGCGGCUCCUCCUCACAAACCAGCACUUGGUGGAGCUCGGACUCUUCGAGCAAACGGAUAAAUUAACGUUUGUCAAUAAUUGUCGUUACAAAGUUUAUCUCUUAAAAUUUUUUUGUCUACAAAUUAAUUUUUCUUGGUUGAUGAUUCUUCGGUGUUAUUUAAUAGUCUUUUAUUUUUCUAAUCCAAAAGGGUCAAAGAUGUCACGUGUUUGUUUCUGGUGACGAAUUAAUUGUCUUUCUUUCUUUCUUUUCUUUCUUUCUUUUCUUUCUUUUCUUUCUUUUCUUUCUUUUUUUUCUUUUCUUUUCUUUUCUUUUCUUUUCUUUCUUUCGUUCUUUUCUUUCUUUUAUAUGAUCCCGAUAAAACACAACAACUUGCACAAUGUUUACAUAUCCACCUGCGUUACACGAGUACAGCAGUUACAUUUUAUUUGUGUGACUUUUAAACAACAACAACAACAGACGUUUGUAGAAUAUUCCCCUCAGCGUUUUUUAUUCAGCGAGGCCACAGGACACAGCCAUGACGCACUUAGGUGAACCUUUUAUUGCCGUGUUUUCUCCAUGUUACCAAACUUGUUGUUUUUUGUGACACAACUGGAACACAAAUCCUUAUUUUCUCCUUCCCCAGUGAGAACAGGCUUUCCACUGGUGUGGGGGGGGGGUCAGUUACACUUUUUUUUUUAUUAUGUUUGUCUAAAUGACAAUAUCCUGGUGGUGACGUUUUGUCCCGAUGGCGCCGAGCAACGCGUCAUCGGGAAGCGGUCCUCUCCUGUCGUGUGCCUUCAUCAGAAACCCCUCUCUCUGGUUUCUGAGCGGCAUUAGAAUGUAUUA